UUAUAAUGUGAACUUUUACAGUGGCGAAGUGACAUCACGAGGCAGAUGACGUUGGUUGCAAAAGUUCAGACUGGGCGGGGGAGAGGCGCAUUUUCAGAGAGCGAAUCAGAGUGAAGAUAAACAGACAUUCAAGAUGGCGACGGAGAGAGACUUAACAGAGAAAUUUGGUAGUCAGAAACCGUGUAGAAAAGUGAAUGCGAUUAAAUGGGCAUAACAGAGACUUGUGCUACUAAAAGGAAUUUCAGGAGUUAUGUGUCUGUGAUGCUGCUUCCUUCUCAUCGAAGCUCUCGUUUGUUUUUAUGUUUAGCUUGUGGGACUUAGCUGUAAGGAUUGUUAUCCCGCAAGCUAAUGUUGUACCGCCGCCGGAGAGCUGUAGAUUAACGUUAAAUUGAACAGGUUUCAAACUAUUAAUGCACACAGUGUUCAGUUUCAGUCCCACACCCUGGAUAUAGUACCUGCAUAACGUUAGCCCACAAGACGCUGAACACCGUGUAACAUUAGCUGAAAAAGAUAACGUUAACGUCAGUCAUGUAUUUUUUAACUGGCUGGCCCCGAAGGCUUCUAUGCCCCUUGAAAAGUGCGGAGGAACCGUUCCACAUUCAGCCCAGCUACCAGAGGGUUCUCUUCGCGGUGUUGUCAGAAACUCAGCUGAGUAUUUGGUUUAGCCGGCCUAGUGUCCUAAUAGUGAGCUACAUCGAGUCUGUAAAGGCAGCCACCCGGUUUGGAUUUUAUCAACAGUCUGAAUGGAAGCCAGACGAUUCCAUGAUCGCUGUGGUGGCUUCCAAAGGAUACAUCCUUUUAUUUGAUGUGCUUGGAAGCGCUGAUGAUAAAUACCUCUAUGAACCUGUCUACCCCAAGGGCAGUCUGCGUGUUAAGGUAACUCCUGGGUACAAGGAGGAACAAUGUGCUCCUGCUCUCAGUCUAGAGAUGAAGAAACCAGUUGACCUGGAGGCCCCCAUCACCAGUCUCCAGAGUAUGCCGGAGGACCUGCUGGUAGCUACAGCUGAUGGCUAUCUGCACAUCCUGCACUGGGACGGAGUGAGCAACGGCCACAAGACCAUCAGCCUCUGCACCGUCCCAUUCAGUUUGGACCUACAGUCAUCCAGAGGUGGGCCGUGUUUAGACCUUGAUGGGGUCCACAUCCGAGACAUGGAGUACUGUGUAACGCUGGACGGCUUUGCUGUUGUCUUUGAUGACGGAAGACUUGGCUUCAUCACCCCGACAGCCAACAGAUUUACUGCUGAUCAGCUGCAAGGAGUCUGGGCAGCAGAUGUGACUGAUGGCACCUGUGUGGCCGUCAAUAACAAAUACAGACUGAUGGCAUUUGGCUGUGCAAGUGGUUCAGUGUUGGUGUACAUGAUUGAGUCCACGACAGGAUCAAUGCAGCUGUCCCACAAACUGGAGCUGACCCCAAAACACUACCCAGAUGUGUGGAAUAAAACAGGCCCUGUCAAGAUGAUCCGUUGGUCACCAGACUACAGUGUUGUCAUGGUGACGUGGGAACGCGGUGGCCUUUCUCUUUGGAGUGUGUUUGGAUCUCAGCUCAUAUGCACUCUGGGGGAGGAUUUUGCUUAUCGUUCCGAUGGCACCAAGAAGGAGCAAUUAAAGAUCAGCUCUAUGUGCUGGGGUGCGGAGGGCUACCACCUCUGGGUGAUUGGCAAGGGUGAAGGAGGCGUGGACGGCCCCAUUACACCCCAACAGUCGGGCAUCCUGCAGUUUCAGUUCAUCAAGAGUGCCCUCACAGUCAACCCAUGCACGAGUAACCAGGAGCAGGUGCUCCUCCACGGUGAGGACCGGCUCUACCUGACGUGUGGAGACUCCACCCAGGCCCAGGGCAUCCCUGAGCCACAGCUGCACCAGGAGAACAGCCCCCAUCACAGGCCCCCAACCCUCUCUGCCUCCUCCCCACACCUCGCUCAGGGACUCAGCACUUUACUUGGCCAUAAACACUGGCAUGUGGUCCAGAUGCAUAGCACAUAUCUAGAGAGUAACUGGCCCAUACGGUUUGCAGUCAUAGACUCUGCUGGCCAGUGUAUGGCUGUAGCUGGGAAACGUGGAUUUGCACACUACUCAUUAUACACCAGGAAAUGGAAGCUCUUUGGGAAUAUCACCCAGGAGCAGAACCUGACUGUGACAGGGGGCCUGGCCUGGUGGACUGACUUUAUUGUUAUUGCCUGUUACAAUUUCAUUGAUCAGCAGGAGGAGCUGCGACUGUACCCCCGCGCCUCAAACCUGGACAACGCCUUUGCCAGCACCACCAAGCUGCCCUCAGACACGCUGCUGCUCAAUGUGUUCCGCAACAUGGUGGUGCUCUUCAGGGCAGACUGCUCAAUCUGCCUCUACAGCAUCAGCAGAAAUCAAGACAGUUCAACCCCCUCCACCUGUGUGGAGCUGCUUCAGGAGGUGUCCAUGUCGCGCUACAUCCCUCACCCGGGUCUGGUGGUGUCUGUCACACUGACCUCAGUGCGCACGGAGACGGGCAUCACUCUCAAAGCCCCUCAGCAGGCCUGCCUAGCAGAGAGCAUCUUGUUGAAUCUGGCAGGACAGCUCAUUAUGCUACAGAGAGACCGUUCAGGCCCACAGGUACGGGACAAGGACCCAACGCUCAGUCAAAAAAAGUUGUUACCCUUCUGCCCCCCAGUGGUGCUGGCCCAGUGUGUGGAGAACGUGUGGACGACGUGCCGCAGCAGCCGGAAGAAGCGCCACCUGCUGGAGGCUCUGUGGUUGUGGUGUGGCGAGGCGGGGAUGAAGGUGUGGCUGCCCCUCUUCCCACGCGAUCACCGCAAGCCCCACUCCUUCCUGUCCCGCCGCAUCAUGCUGCCCUUCCACAUCAACAUCUACCCCCUGGCUGUGCUGUUCGAGGACGCUCUGGUGCUGGGCGCCACCAAUGAGACCGUGCUCUACGACAGUGUAGGAGGAGGGGCCUCUCCCGUCACCGAGCCCCUGGAGGCCCUCUUCCCCUUCUGCACCGUGGAGCGCACCACGCACAUCUACCUGCACCACAUCCUGAGGCAGCUGCUGGUGCGCAACCUGGGCGAGCAGGCGCUCAUGCUGGCGCAGUCGUGCGCCGCUCUGCCCUACUUCCCCCACGUCCUGGAGCUCAUGGUGCACGUGGUGCUGGAGGAGGAGGCCACCUCUCGGGAGCCCAUCCCAGACCCGCUGCUUCCCACUGUGGCCAAGUUCAUCACAGAGUUCCCCUUCUUCCUGCAGACCAUUGUGCACUGUGCACGGAAGACGGAGUAUGCACUCUGGAACUAUCUCUUUGCUGCCGUGGGUAACCCUAAAGACCUCUUCGAGGAGUGCCUCAUGGCUCAGGACCUGGACACAGCCGCGUCCUACCUUAUCAUCCUUCAAAAUAUGGAAGUUCCAGCCGUGAGCCGCCAACACGCCACGCUACUCUUCAACACGGCGCUGGAGCAGGGCAAAUGGGACCUGUGCCGUCACAUGAUUCGCUUCCUCAAGGCGAUUGGUUCAGGAGAAGCUGAGACUCCACCCACUACACCAACCAUACAGGUGCUGACCCACCUGAGCCCCAUGUUGUCUGUUCAGGAGCCCAGCUCAACAGGUGGCUUUGAGUUCUUCCGGAACCGAAGCAUUAGCCUCUCCCAGUCAGCCGACAGCAUCACGGCUGGGAAGUUCAGCCUGCAGAAGACCUUCAGCAUGCCCUCGGGCCCCUCAACCAAAGGGGCAGAGCGUUGGCACAAGGAGGGUGACUGUGCAGAGAACAUGUACAUUGACAUGAUGCUGUGGCGGCACGCACGCCACCUUCUGGAGCAGGUGCGGCUCAGGGAGCUGGGCUCCUUCUCGGCACAGUUGGGCUUUGAGCUGAUUGGCUGGCUGUGCCGCGAGCGCACCCGAGUGGCCCGUGUGGAUGACUUUGUCACUGCACUCAAGCGCUUACACAGCGACUUCCUUUGGCCCUUCCCCGUCAUCCCCGCCUGUGCACUCAACUCUCCACUCAAGAAUGGACGCUGCCGGACAGUAUUAAGCACACAUCUGCUAAAGUCUCAGUCAGCUGACAGCCUGCUGAAUAGCACCAUGGAAGCGGCUCUGCCUGCAGCUGUUCCCACCAACCACAGCUGGCUGGACGGACUGGGGGCCAAAGACAUGGACUUGGCCUCCUCCCAUGGAGUCCCUGAAACCCAGGAGGCUUUCUUGUCACCACUCAUCAACAAAGUUGAGGAGUGCAGUAUUGGCUCCGCCACUGAUCUGACAGAGACCAGUUCCGUGGUGGAUGGUGAUUGGACCAUGGUUGAUGAGAACUUCACAACCUUGUGUCUGAGCCAGUCAGAGCUGGAACACAUCUCCAUGGAGCUGGCCAAUAAGGGUCCUCAUAAGUCCCAGGUGCAGCUCAGAUAUCUGCUUCACGUAUUCCUGGAGGCCGGCUGUCUGGAGUGGUGUGUGAUCAUUGGACUGAUUCUGAGGGACAGCAGCAUCAUCAAGCAGGUGGUCAGCUUCCUGGACUGUCCUGAUGUCCCGCAGGAGACUGUUCUCAGCAUCCGGAGUGGCCUCCUGGCAGUGGACGCUUGGGCCUCAUCUGACUGUUUGGGGUACAAGCCCUUCUUGAAGCUGAUCCGGCCCCAGCUGGAGAAGCUCCUGGAGAGUGAGGUGGAGCCAGUCGACCCAGAGUCCUUUCAGCCUGCUAGCGUGACCAAGCUGCUGGAGCCGGCCGUCCCCAGGAUGGAGGAGCGGGGCGGGCCGGUGCCUCUGGGGCUCACCCUGGCCCUGGAAGCUCCUGGAUCAGGACCUCUAGAAGAUGGACCCGAGGAGGAGCAGAAGGAGCGCAGCCCAGAGGAGGGCACAUAUGAUUGCACCCUCUCUUGACCCACAGCAUGUCAGCGCUCACCCCUGACACAGCCAGGCAGGUGUGGGGCCCAGGGGAGACAAGCAGAAGGUGUCAGACCUAGAUAUGGAGCCUUACACACCAGGACUCCCAUCAAUACUCUUUGCUAUUAUUAAGUGUUUCAUUGUUUUUCUGCUUUAAGGCUUUUAUGUGCUGGGAGAGUGUCCAUGUGUUUGUGGUCUGUCUGUGUGACAGGUGUCUUUAUCUAAGAGUGCAUGUGUGAUUUUGUGUGCUUUGGAAUAGGAUGUCUUUGUGUUCUCUGACUCUGUGUCGCUCAUAUUAGAGCGCCCCCUAUAGUUUCAGUACACUCAUUACACUUGUGGUGUUACAGGCUUUGAUCACCACACACAUACACCCUUUACCACAAUUGAGAUGCAUACAGAACUUACUAAACUUAUUUGGUGAGAAAUUGACUAGACAAAGAUCUCUGCUGUUUUUCAAAUUAUGUUUUGCACAGUGACAUCCUUAUUUGAAAUUAAGUUUUGCAGAGAUAAUGUGUUGAAGCCCAAGCUUUCUACCAAAAUAGAAAUAUUUCUUGUUUAUUGUUUAUUUCUUGUUUUAUUAUAUACAGACUUAAGGCCCAGGCAAACCAACACAUAGCAUAUGCAUCGCGUCCUAAUAUUGCAAUCCAGUUUGUCUGAAUGACCAAGGACUAAGGACUCUAAUGCUGUGUGUGUGUGCGUGUGUGUGUGUGCGUGUGUGUGCGUGUGUGUGCGUGCGUGCGUGUGUGUGUGUGUGUGUGUGUGUGUGUGUGUGUGUGUGUGUGUGUGUGUGUGUGUGUGUGUGUGUUGGGGUGGUGGUAAUUAUGGUUUCCAGUUCCAUGUAGAGCAGAUUCCCCAGACCCAAUAGUGUGUGACCCAAUAUCACCAAUAUCCCAAUUGAUCUUUGAAAGGGAUAAGAGACACAUGCAGUCAAAGACACACUAGAUCACGGCUCAGUCUGGCCUCCUAGCAGUCAAAGACACACUAGAUCACGGCUCAGUCUGGCCUCCUAGCAGUCAAAGACACACUAGAUCACGGCUCAGUCUGGCCUCCUAGCAGUCAAAGACACACUAGAUCACGGCUCAGUCUGGCCUCCUAGCAGUCAAAGACACACUAGAUCACGGCUCAGUCUGGCCUCCUAGCAGUCAAAGACACACUAGAUCACGGCUCAGUCUGGCCUCCUAGCAGUCAAAGACACACUAGAUCACGGCUCAGUCUGGCCUCCUAGCAGUCAAAGACACACUAGAUCACGGCUCAGUCUGGCCUCCUGGCAGUCAAAGACACACUAGAUCACGGCUCAGUCUGGCCUCCUGGCCAUCACUAUAGAAAUGAGCAAUGCUGGUUCAGUUGCUCAUUCAUAAUUAUUCAUGUUCGGAAUCAUCCAAAUGAUCUUAAAAAGGUCCUGGCAAUGCAACACAGAUACACCCUUAUUCUUUUCCAUCUUGGUGUGCAAUUUACUGCCAGGAAUGUCUAGCUGUAUAAAACAUUCCAUUAUGUAUUAUUCAUCUUUGUGUUUUCAUUUUGGAUGCUUGUACAAAAAAACACACGUUUGUUGCUCCUAGGGACAUGAGGUCCAAAUGCUCUGCCUGAUUGGGGCACAUAUUUGUGUCAGUGUUAUUCCACACUCAGAGGUUGGUCCUGUUUUAGAACAGCAUCAUCAAGCAGCUGAAGAUGGGACUAGCCAGCCACAGCUAAUACAAAGGCACUGAUUUCUGUGUCAAGUAUUAUUGGCCUCAAAUGUAAUGACAGAACUUCAUGGUAUUGACCCUCUCAGUCUACAACCAUGCAUACAAAACCUCUGGGAUCAGAUGCCGUGUAGUUUAAUCAGGAUGGGUCUGACUCGUUUACAAGUGGGUGUUGCCUUAAAUCAUCUUCAAUCUUGUGAAUCUAGUAUCAGUUCCACAGCACUGACAAAACACUAUUCCUGUGAUCUAAAUCACUCUUUAUACACCCUUUUGAAGUCUCUAGCUAGACUUAAGGUCAGUUUUGGAUUAGAAUGAGAGAAAUCGCUCUUUGAGCCAGACUUCAGCAAGUCGCUACAUGUCAUGUUGAUUGCAAAGUAAAGUUUUAUUUGAGUAUUACUUUUCUUUUAAUUCUAAUCUUCAUUGAAAUGAACAUGUGACGGCAUCCAUCGCUAAAGUAAUGUGGAUCACAGGAAUAGUGUAGAAGUGGUGGCGAUCGUGAUCACAUGCCAGUUUAGUUCCACAGGAUUUGUGUGUGUGUGUGUGGGCGGAGAGUGAGAAUGAAAUGGCUAAUCCACUGACAUCCAAGACUGGUCUGUAGUACUUGAACAGAAGUAGUGGUUUAGGAUUUAAGACUCGGCUGCUGUUUGAAUGGGUGCAAAUAGGAAACUACUUUUAGUUUUAGUGUGAUUUUGAAAGCAGAAAUCUGAUAUUAAAAUAUCAAUCAAAAAUGAUCCAUAAGCAACUAUACAAUGUAUACAUUUAAAACGCAAACACAAAGUGUGAGGUAAGCAAUUGAAUAACAAAUGUACUAAUUGUUUUGACACAACUACAGACUUCUGGCAGUAAAACCCAUGACAUGAGACCAGGUCAGACUCUUAACCCGUGGACCAGUGGUCCUCAUUCAGUCACUGAACAACAAGAAACUGACCAUUAUUUAAUCUGCUAUUGUUUUACCUACAUACCACUGCAUUAACCAGUCAUUGAACCACUCUUCAAUCGAGAGUGCAUAUAUGCAGCAAUAUUAUAUUUAUUUUUGGUCGUGCAGAAUAUCGAAACUUUUUUUCUUGACCAUCUUUUUUAGAGGUAUUUACUUUCUCAUUGCUUUGAUAAUUUAUGCUAAACGCUUUUGUACACUCUGUGUAUUACAGGGAACUGGAACUAUGAAUUUAUGAUCUAAAGUAUGUACAUAAAGUAUGUAAAGUAUGCCUAAAGUCUAAAGUUAAUGUGCAGUGUUUUUAAUUUUAGGUUCAUAAUUAUUCUUUAAGAUAAUCAUGGUCCUAGCAUUGGCAAAAGUGAAACUAGAAAGCAUUGUAGCCCAAAUCCUGCUCAGACAGAAGACACAGCCCAUUGGAAUUACGAAUACAUGGAGUGAACUCAGUAUCAGUAUUAUAAUAUUUUUUGUGCAAUGCAAUUAUUUCAGUCGAUCAUUUGCAUAUUUAGUCAUUUUGAUCAUUUCUCUUACAUGUUCCCCAAACGGACCCCACUAGCGCACCUUUAAAAUCAAGCAGUUUUUUUUUUCUUUAUUAUUAACUUUUUCAUCUUUGUUUUGCCUACAAAAAACUGAGCGUGGAAUCUGAGUGGUCUUUUAGCUUGUGUUCUUUCUCCCUGGUGAACCUCGGAGGUUGACUGAGCCCCACUGGCUCCUGCUACCUACUAUGUCAAACAGACUUUUCAUGCAAGUCACUGAAACCAAAGAGUGUGUGCAUUGCAUAGUAUUAAAACGAUGUGUUAGCAUUAAAAGUACAUUCGACUCCCACCAAAAUGAGCCGGCCCUUUCCUCAGUCUCACACAUCUCUCCCUCCUGGUUCUAUUUCUCCUCAGUACACAGAUGAACAAAAUUGUAUUUGUGAAGAAACCAUUUUCUAAAGAGUUAUUUGUGGUAAGAAAAUGUGUAUAUUUACUUCCUGUUUGUAACGUUCUUUGAAUCCAAAUUGUGAGGUGAGGAUGUGGUUGAGGUGUUGUGUUGUGCUCCUGCUCAAGCUUAAAGGUGUGCGUGAUGAGAACAGUUAGGUAUUUCUCUUUGGCGCAGACAUGUUCUCUGAGACAGAAGGCCGUUCUUGCAGCAGUAUAGAAAUGCAGGUCUCUUGUACAGGUUUUUUUUCUACUCACUUUAGUUUUCUAUUUUCUGUAUAUAAAGAAUAAAUUAUUUUUUAAAACAGUUCUUACUGCUUUGUCUAAUGUAUGGAAGAAAACUGUUACCUUUUUGAGCAUAAAAAAUGGUGUCUAUGCAUACACCAGAGCCUCUCCUCUGCGCAGCAGUUUCUUCAACUGGGCACAAAUGUCUUAAACUUUACUAAAAUCAAUAAAGACGAUAAAGUGA
This is a messenger RNA of Clupea harengus (Atlantic herring), 8829 nucleotides long. It is a transcript of the gene ric1, whose product is annotated as RIC1 homolog, RAB6A GEF complex partner 1. Gene Ontology annotation, molecular function: protein binding. Lineage: Eukaryota; Metazoa; Chordata; Actinopteri; Clupeiformes; Clupeidae. Gene Ontology annotation, biological process: intracellular protein transport; retrograde transport, endosome to Golgi. Gene Ontology annotation, cellular component: Golgi membrane; cytosol; Ric1-Rgp1 guanyl-nucleotide exchange factor complex. The record is from RefSeq and is a predicted model, not a curated record.